AUGAAUAGCGAGGAUCUCGUGAAUAAGGCCUUGGUUACUCUUGACAUCCUGGAAGCUUGGGCUAAAUCGUAUGGUAUGGAUAUUGAGCCCACCAAAGUUGAGUUCUUGGUUAGGAAUGGUCUCCUCGACGAUAUUGACCGUGAGAGGCUGAAUCGGGCUGGAGCCACUACAGACUGUAUUUGUAUUGUUGGCAUCCUUGUGGAUGCUAACUUAUCUUUCGGUAGACAUAUUUCUCACCAAUGUGCCAAAGCUAAGGCCAUGGUUCUGAGGGUUAAGAUCUACGCCAGACUCAGUUAUGGCCUUGGUGAUGAUGCGGUUAAAGCGGCCUGGGAGCUAUUUGGUCUCUCUAUCGCCACUUACGGUUCGGAAGUUUGGGGUCAUAAGACCUUGAGUAACGGUGUCUAUUCUACUUUAACCAAGCUUCAUAAUGCGAUGGCGCGUGUUAUGCUAAGAGCGACCGCCUCUAGUUCGACUGCUCUUCUGGGUGCCACUUGUGGUCUUCGUCACCCGGCUGGGGCCGCACUCCGUAGGUGGUGCAAGGCGUGGCUACACAACAGCUUCUACCAACACAAGCAGUUGUCCAAAGAGGCUAGGAAAGUACUCCAACAGUUGGG
Messenger RNA from Perkinsus marinus ATCC 50983, 614 nucleotides. RefSeq lists its product as hypothetical. The record is from RefSeq and is a predicted model, not a curated record. The transcript has a single exon. NCBI's taxonomy places the organism in Eukaryota, Perkinsozoa, Perkinsida, Perkinsidae. The annotation marks the transcript as partial.